CACCAAAUGUUAGGGUGCAAUAAUAAAUAUGUAUAUACGAACAUAUCUAUGACAAUUCAAAAACAUGGCUACCAUGUGAAAAAUAAAUUAGUCGCAUUACAAUUUAUAAACAAGUUUCUGUUUAGUUUUUACGAUAAUUUUGUUUCGUGUUACCAGCGAAACUCGUCAGCCGUAAAGAACAUAUAGCUUCGACGAAAGUUAUGAAGAGUUGGCGCGGAUUUUCCAAGUGAAACAUUAGUGUUUUUAAUAUUAAUUGCUACAUUUUUAAUGUCUAUUCGACGACCUAACGGAUUUCUGAACAAUAAAAAUACAUAUGCGUCCAAACAUUCUACAUGGUUGUGCGACAACAUACUUCCCGAAUGAAUACUAAAUAAUGAUUAUAGUAUGUUAAAAGAUUAAACAAGAAACCUUAUAUAAUAAAAAUUCUAUGUAUAAUACUGUACUACAUUAUUUAUAAGCUGACAUCAAUGGAUUCCAUUGAUUUUGAUACAAUUAUACGACAUCCGAGAACUAUAAUUCACAUAGAUGUUGACUGUUUUUAUGCUCAAGUGGAGAUGCUGAGGCAUCCAGAGCUAGAAGGCAAACCAUUAGGAGUACAACAAAAAAAUAUAGUAGUAACGAGCAACUACUUGGCAAGGGAAUAUGGAAUUAAGAAAUGUAUGUCUGUUCAAGAAGCUUUACAGUUAUGUCCAGGGCUGGCUCUGGUAAAUGGGGAAGAUUUGACAAACUAUCGUCAUUUUUCUGCCAAGAUCCUGGAGGUAUUGCAUCAGUUUACUCCCUUAGUCGAACGGUUAGGUUUCGACGAUAACUUUAUGGAUGUCACAUCUAUCGUGCAAAAAUGUAUGGAUUCUGGAAACGAUUCUGAACUAAAUAUAAGUAUUUCUAUCGAAGAUGAAAAUCCAGUUGGCGAAGUAUUUGGUCUGUCUGAAGAAGAAUGUCCAUGUGGUUGCCAUACUCGAUUAAUUAUAGCUUCCAAAAUUGCAGCAGAAAUAAGAAAACGGAUUUAUAAAGAGUUACGUGUCACGUGCAGUGCUGGAAUAGCGCACAAUAAGCUUCUAGCAAAACUUGUUGGGUCGUUGCAUAAACCAAACCAACAGACACUAAUAUUCCCAUGCAGUGGACCACUGUUGUUAUCUACGAUAGGAUCUGUGUCUAAAAUACCCGGUGUCGGGCAAAAAACCACACAAAUAUUAGCGUCCAAUAACAUAAAGACAGUAAACGAUUUGCGUAAAACGUCUUUAGAGAACUUGGAAAUGAAACUCGGAGUUGAUUUGGCAAGAAAAUUGAAAGAUAAUGCAGAAGGUAUAGAUGAAACUGCUGUGAAACCGACGGGAAAACAGCAAUCUAUAGGUUUAGAAGAUGGUUUCAAAAGCGUUUCUUUAGUAGCCGAAGUAGAAUCGCGACUUCGAGCGCUUCUAAGGAGAUUGACUGAACUAGCUAUGGAGGAUGGAAGAAUUCCCAUUGCUAUGAGAAUAACGGUCAGAAAGCACGACUUUAAUAAACCAACGUCAGGUAAAAGAGAAACUCGGCAAUGCGCUCUACCAAAGCACCUAUUGCCUUCUACAAAAUCUGGCGUUUACGAUCAUGCUAAAAUGCUAGCACUGGCUAUGAAACUUUUCCAUCGUACCGUCGACGUCUCUAAACCAUUCCACUUAACUCUAUUAGGGGUUGCUUUCACAAAGUUCGAGGAAAGAUCAUCCGGAAGAAAUAGCAUAACAUCGUUUUUGCGAAAGCAAGUUGCCGUUCAAUCUGUCUUGGACAUAAGUUCGGAAGAAGGUAUAUCUGACGUCAGUCUUGGAUCACCGAUGAGUAUAAAUCAAGAUAGUAACGAUGGUUCAGCAAUGAGCACCACUUCGUCCCCAAUUUCAAAAUCACUAUGUGGCAACAAUCAGUGUUCAGAAGACGACCUACUGAACGAGAUAGAACCUUUACCAAAAAAGACCAGAUUGGAAGUAUGGUUGAGCGGGCGCAGAGAAUCUCCAAGUAACGAAAUGGCGGAUCUUAGACUCAGUCCUUCGUCACCUAUGCAAUUGUCUCCAAAAAUCGAUGCAGCGGUUCUCAAAUCUUUACCCAUUGACAUACAAAGAGAAGUCACACGUUCAUGGCCGACGACUAGUAAACCAAAACCGAAUAAUAUACUUAAAUAUUUCAUAGCCAAUAAGUGACGGAGUUCUGUGGCCUAGAACGUAACAUAGCCAUCUUUCUGUACACAUUUCUGCAGCUACAAUAUUGGAUGGCAGCACCAUGUGAUAUUAUGACUUUAAGUUAUCGAUGUCUUAAAUUAAUUUUCAAUUUUUGGGUAUUAAACUUCUAUAUACAUAUAUUUUCUAUAGCAUUUACAACAAACGAAUGUUAAUACAAAGUGACUCUGUCGCAUAAAUCUUGAAUCACCUUAUUAAAUGCAAGAAAAAGUCUAUGAAUAAAUUAGUAUGGAUAUAUAAAACAAUAAUUACAUAUUCUUAUUUAUUUAUCUUGACUAAUCUGAGCAUUGUCGAUUGAAGUAGACGGAUAUUCGAAGUGAACUUGCAUUUAAAAAAAAUAUAUGCAUUAUUCAUGAAAGUAUUUUGAACGUUCUUAAAUGUUUUAUAAACCUCGAAGGAAAAGAUGAAUAGUGUAAACUGGCUGUUAACAAAUAGUAUUCUUGUUUAAGUAGAAUCGUUCAUCAAUCAAUGACAAAAGUUAUAAAGUAAGUUUCAUUGUCACCUUUCACAAACGCGUUAUAUGUAUGUACAUGUUGCAUAUGAUCCGGAGUGUUCUAUUAUUGCAUUUCGUAGACGAUUUUUCAGUGUUCAAUUAAAUAAGAUAUCCUUUUUAUCGUAAGUUAAGCAUUUUCACGCAUUCAAUUCAUUCUUCUUGAAGAGUAUUUGCAAUAGCAGAAGUAUUUUCAUUUGUGUUGUUCGAGUGACAUAAAAAAAAAAAUAAAUUGUCGUAGCAUACGCGUAGAUUCACGCAUUUUCGAAAUAAGUCCGUCUCGUCUUAAAUGGGGUGCUGGCAUUUGAUUUUGUACGUAUUCUCUAGUGACUAAACUAUAAUUGUAUGAUUUAACGUUACGACAGAAAUGUUUAUAUUUUUAGUACUAUCGAUGUUAUGCUAUAUAUAUAUAUAUGUAACGGGUGUUUGCGAAGAAUACACCACACGGAAAUACUCGGUCGCCCCCUACCGUACUACUGGUAAGGAGCUCUAUUCGAAUUGUAAAACAUAAUUUAUAUAUAUUAUAUAGUUAUUCAGACUAUUAGACAAUCAUAAAGUUUUAUCGGUUCGAUAUGGUACAAGGUGAAUAAUUAUAAUAUAUACGUUAAGCAUACAUAACACACAUACAUAAACACAGAUACAUAUAAAGAUAAAAAGUGUAAGCCAACGAUCCACGCGAUUUCGAAAUUAUUAUAUCACACACAAUAACAUGAAUUACACGUACAUAAAACAUGAGCGCGCGUUUACUUUCACACGGUUACUUAAAACGUACAUGCGUUAGAGCGUGGCCAGCGGCAAGUGAUACUGAAACAGUAGCUUUUGUAAACGACUAAAAAAAAAAAAAAUACUUAUAUAAGGGUACGGAAAAUUUAUAUAUAUAUAUAGCGUUAGUUGAUGACCGAAAAGCAAAGGCGCAUAGAGAUUAGUUACGUGCGAGUUUUUUUUCUCUCUCUUUCACUCUCCCCCCCCCCUCUCUCUCUCUUAUUUUUUUCUAUGUUUUAUUUAUUUACUGUAUGCACGGGCGAAGCGGUACUGAUAUUCUGACUAUUAACUUCUGGUUGUGAGAACAUGAAUAUUUUAUACGUACACGCCACAGGGAAUAUGAGCGGUUGCGAAACCCGUGCGCUUGUCAUCGUUUAAGUUCUGAUUAAUUAGAAUCACACGCAGUAAGUUCGCACUCCUUCGGAGAUAAUUGUGUUGAUAUUGUUCCGAAGACAGUCAACGGCGAGAGAAAAAAAAACGUAUGACUACAUUUGAGUUUGACAUUGUACAAGCAGCGUUCCAUCGACGGUUCAUAUUGCCUCUGAUUCAUUUAAAUAAAGAAAGUUCAAGUUGUA
Molecule: messenger RNA, 4028 nt
Organism: Hylaeus anthracinus
Lineage: Eukaryota; Metazoa; Arthropoda; Insecta; Hymenoptera; Colletidae
Gene: PolI
Product: DNA polymerase iota
Exons: 2
Coding region: 468-2165 (565 amino acids)
Biological process (GO): translesion synthesis
Molecular function (GO): damaged DNA binding; DNA-directed DNA polymerase activity
Source: RefSeq, a predicted model, not a curated record